GGCCGUUAAUGAUUCCCAGGAUGACGUGGGGACUAAAGGGCUUUUCCAAGGGUCACCCUGCCGGUGGGGCCACCCUCGCCCGGCCUCGCCCAGCCCCGGCACCGCCACGAUGGUGGCCCUGAGCGACUUCCAGCGGAUCGGAGUGGGCCUGGUCGGCUUCGGCCUCUUCUUCCUCCUCUUUGGGAUCCUCCUGUACUUCGACUCGGUGCUCCUGGCUUUUGGGAACCUCCUCUUCCUCUCCGGCUUGGUCUUCAUCAUCGGCUUCCGGAGGACCUUCACCUUCUUCUUCCAGCGGCCCAAGCUGAAGGGCACCAGCUUCUUCUUUGGGGGGCUCAUCGUGGUCCUCAUGAGGUGGCCGAUCCUGGGGAUGCUGCUGGAGGCCUACGGCUUCAUCUCCCUCUUCAGGAGCUUCUUCCCGGUGGCUUUUGGGUUUUUGGGCUCGCUGGCAAACAUCCCCCUGCUGAGCCAGCUCCUGCAGAAAACGUGGGACAGCGGCUCCAUGGUGUGACCUGACCAGCUCUGGGCCGAGUGGCUGCGGUGGGACAGGGGGAGAGAGCCCCGGGUCCGGCUGUCCCCAGGAGCUGGUGGCUCUUUUGUCCCCAGGACCCUCGGUGCUGGCCAGAGCCAUCCCCCAGCGGGGACAGUGUCCCCUCACCGUCCCACCGAGCUCCUGAGCCGGGCUCCGGGCUCCAAGGGCUGCACCAGGCUGGAUUCUGGAGCUCUUGUGGUUAUUUAAUUCUUUUCUGUGAAAGAUUUAAUUUAAUUAAAAAAUGUCUGAGGGCGA
This is a messenger RNA of Taeniopygia guttata (zebra finch), 784 nucleotides long. RefSeq names its product golgi transport 1A (gene GOLT1A). Lineage: Eukaryota; Metazoa; Chordata; Aves; Passeriformes; Estrildidae. The record is from RefSeq and is a predicted model, not a curated record. Gene Ontology annotation, biological process: endoplasmic reticulum to Golgi vesicle-mediated transport; retrograde transport, endosome to Golgi. Gene Ontology annotation, cellular component: membrane; endoplasmic reticulum.